AUGGGCGCUCUCACAGACCUGUACGUCUCCGCCUCCAGCAUUGAGGCGAGACGCGCACGUCCUGGAAUCGAAGUCACUGCAUUCUUUCUGCCGGCGUUGCAGACCUUGUACUACCAGCACAGCGCGCCUCUCGACUGGCAUGCCCCUGCUCUUCGGCGGCUCCGAAGACUAUAUCUACAUGACGUGGGCAGCAGGGUGGAGACUCCAACUCUCACCUUCGACGCCUUCCUCCGCAUACUCCAAGAAUGCCAAGGUCUCGAAGAGCUCAUGCUCAACUUGCGUCUGUGGCCCUUCAAUGCCUAUAGCGGGCCGAAUGGCAGUCGCAACAUGUCAUCCGACGUCACCGUUCACCUACCGAGCAUCAGCAUGGCGCGCUUCCUUUGUCCAGCCUCGUCCGAGCCUGACUCGCCAGAGAUAUUUCACCUUCUCUCUCACUUCCGGCUGCCGGCUACCGCCGAGGUGUACGUCUGUUGUCUCGGGAUCCUCACCAAAGCCACUGCGGGGAGUAUCUCCCUUACGUCGUUCCUAGUGGAGGUGAACGGUUGUUCUGGGCAAGGAAGGCUCUUCGUUACGCUCCGGGACACUUAUUACGGCCGUUUCGACCAGUGGAGCUACGCACCAAAGCAAAGACUGGCCGACUUCUGCACGCUCUUCGCUCGAUCACCUCUGCAGGAGCUGAUCGUUGGCGCUCAUUUCGAAGGGAAAGCAUGGUGCCGGCUAUUGCGGAAAUUCCCUGGCUUGAGGUCCUUGACCAUAGGCGGAUCUUUUGUCAUCGACGAGGACCUAUCGCGUAUGUUCCGGGACCUGAUGCAUGCGCUGAAGAAGGUCAAGAAGGACGAGCUGCUUGCACCAGCACUGCGUUCACUGGCCCUUAAGGAUAUGGCCUUGAAUAGGAAUCAGCUCCGUACCCUCGUCAAUUCUCUCAUGGUGCGUAACAAGCGCCAGCGCAAGCUGUCCAUCCUGCGGUUGCGAUUGUGCCGUAAAAUGUACGCUGAGGGUCGACGAGAUCCGACCUUCACUGAGGUGCUCGGCGAUCUCGGGCUGGACGGCGAUGCACUUGUGGACGGACAGAUCAUUCUCGAGUACCCAUCUCAAGAGGACAGUACAUAG
This is a messenger RNA of Dichomitus squalens LYAD-421 SS1, 1110 nucleotides long. RefSeq lists its product as uncharacterized. The record is from RefSeq and is a predicted model, not a curated record. The coding region runs from base 1 to 1110 and encodes 369 amino acids. The transcript is spliced from 2 exons. Lineage: Eukaryota; Fungi; Basidiomycota; Agaricomycetes; Polyporales; Polyporaceae.